AAAUAUUUAUCGUAUUAAGCCACAUUGAAUGCACAGCUACUUCAUGUCCGCAGUUCGUGGUUCUAUUUAUUGCCUUCUUCAUUGUUCCUUGGCAGCCUCUAACGAUAAGUUAGAAGUAUGCAUCGAUUUUCUUCCGAAGGUUUCGCAACCGCCAUUUUCGCGUUCUUGUGUUUCGUGGAAUCCGUCAUAGGUGGAUUCACCACAAAGGUUGGCCCUCAACCAAUAUGGAAUGCCACCUACACCGACAAACUUAGGCAAGACCUCCUCCUGAACUAUGACAAGUUUGCCAGGCCAAUGCAGCACUACAACACUACCCUGGUUCGUUUCGGUCUAGCUUUGAGACACUUCGAAGUGAACGAAUUCAAAUCCCAGCUGACUGUGUACACUUGGGUCCGAAUGACUUGGACGGAUGAAAAAUUAAAAUGGAAUCCGAAAGAUUAUGGUGAGGUAGAUGUAGUACGUCUAGCCGAUCACGAAAUAUGGCAGCCAGAUCUCUUUCUAUAUAAUAGUGCAGUUUCCUCAGCAGUAGGACACUACGCUAAUACUCAUUUCCUGGUUUAUCCUAAUGGAGAGGUCCUUUGGGUGCCUCCUUGUCAGUUCACGGUGCUAUGCGACCUGAACUUGCUAUAUUGGCCAUUCGAUAUUCAUACAUGUUCCUUGAAAUUCGGAUCCUGGACCUACAGUGGAGACCACAUAGAUUUGGAACUGUAUAACAAUACAGCAGAGAUUGAGAAGGACCUUACGAUUGACAGUACAGAAUGGGAAUUAUUGAGUGCUAGUAUGGAAAAAGGCACCUCCUAUUAUCCAUGUUGCGAAGAACCUUAUCCGUAUAUAGCAGCGAAUAUCACUAUUGCUAGAAGAUCCCCUUCGUAUAAGGCGAUCAUCAUAACACCAGCUUUCGCUAUUCUGGUCCUCAUCCUAUCUGCAUUCUGGCUUCCACCCAAUGCUGGCGAGAAACUAGUUCUGAAUGGGUGUGUGGCUGUGCUGAUUUGCUUGUUCCUGCUGUACUUCACGCAGAAAAUUCCUGCUAUGGGUCUGCAUAUUCCCCUUAUUGUACUUUUCUAUAGCAACUGCCUCUACGUCGUGUCCUGUACCAUGAUUGGAUCAGUUGUUGUCAUUUGGUUAUCCAGAACAAAGCACAGCAGUCCCUUACCAUGGGUCAUCAAGAAACCAUUGACAGGAAGUCUAGGAAAAUGGCUGGGACUUACGAGCUACAUUAAUCAGUCAACAUUAACUCACAGGGUGACAGCUGAAGAAAUGAGAGACCAUCAUGUGACUGACUUAGAUGAUCACAACAGUUGUACGGACGACCAUAUUUUCAAACCUACAACGAAACUGUCCGUUCAGCAGGAUUGGGUCUUACUGGCUGCAGCAAUUGACCGAAUAUCAUUCUGUUUUUAUUGCCUUGUUUCAUUGAUUAUGGCUGUGCAGUAUUCAUUGUGAUCUAAAUAUUCAUAGGAACCUAUACACUCGCAUCUCGCUGAUUACAUUGAUUUUGUCUCUUUCUUGUACCGCAUAAAUAUACUGAGGAUAUUUCUGAAAAUA
Molecule: messenger RNA, 1545 nt
Organism: Coccinella septempunctata (seven-spotted ladybird)
Lineage: Eukaryota; Metazoa; Arthropoda; Insecta; Coleoptera; Coccinellidae
Gene: nAChRa10
Product: neuronal acetylcholine receptor subunit alpha-5-like
Exons: 8
Coding region: 118-1443 (441 amino acids)
Biological process (GO): monoatomic ion transmembrane transport; signal transduction; regulation of membrane potential
Cellular component (GO): neuron projection; membrane; synapse
Molecular function (GO): extracellular ligand-gated monoatomic ion channel activity; neurotransmitter receptor activity; transmembrane signaling receptor activity
Source: RefSeq, a predicted model, not a curated record